AUGGCCAAAUCUCGCAGAAAUAGAGGCCACGCAGCCCGCAAAGACCCCAUCUCAAAACCUAUCAAGCCUCCUUCGGACCCAGAACUCGCAGCCCUGCGAGAGACAAAGAUUCUUCCCGUCAUCAACGACCUCAAGAGUGCUGACCCCAAGUCGCGCUCUGCUGCUGCCUCGGCCAUCUCAAACAUUAUCCAGGAUGAGAAGUGUCGCAAGUUGCUCUUGCGAGAGCAGAUCGUGCACACCAUCACCACCCAGACUCUUACUGAUGCUGCGCUCGACAGCCGUGCUGCUGGUUGGGGCAUCCUGAGGGUUCUUGCCCAGGAGGAGGAGCCUGAUUUCUGUAUUCAUCUCUACCGUCUUGAUAUUCUCACUGCCAUUGAAUUUGCUACCAAGUCAAUCACAGAGAUUCUAUUGUCCAAGGAUCUGGAAUUCCAAAAACGUUCAAAGUCUGAACAAUCUACGAUUCUAAGCAUCGUCUCGUCUCUCAUCUCCCUUCUCACUGCCCUCGCCGAGGCUCAGGAUGAGAUCCUUGAGGCCAUCUCUCGUAACGCUACCAUCACCCGCCUUAUGCUCCUUCUUACUUCGGACGAGCUUGCCAGCAACCCUGACAUUGUCUCGUUGAGAAGUGAUGCUCUUGCUUGCCUCAUGAUUCUUUGCGAGGAUAACGAGCAGCUCUCUGACAAGGUUAUCCACACAAAGGAGCACCGAACUUAUGGCACUCUGCUGUCACUGCGUAAAACAGCCAAUGGCGACGGUGUCCUCGCCUGUGGUGUUCUUCACAACCUUUUUGCCUCUCUCGAGGAUCAGGAUAUCGCCCUCGGUGCUGACAACUCCCUUCUUAUUCCCACCCUCUCACAAGCUCUCAAGGCUUAUGAGCCAGGUCAAAAGUCCGACGCCGUGGGAUGGGCCAACCCUUUCGAGUACCAACAGCUCGCCCUCGAAAUUCUCGCGUCCAUCGGAACAACACUCAACACAGCAGCUGAGGCCGAGCCCCAGACAGAAGACAAGCCCGAGGCCAAGGAUGAUGAGGAGAUGGCCGAUGCUGACGAAGAAAUCUCCGACGGCGAGGAAGAUGGAGGUGACGAGGACGAGGAGGAGAUGGACGACGAUGAGCUUGAGGCUGAUAUGGAGUUGGUCACUGGCGCCGAUAGAAAUGAGGAGGACAGCAACAUCGAUGACCUUCCCAUUCUCAAGACUCUCAUCGACAACGCCCUCCCCGAACUCAUCCGCAUAGCCUCUCUCUCCCCCGUUGACGAUGCCUCAGUUCGUCUGCAAAGCCACGCUCUGUCUGCCCUCAACAACAUCGCUUGGUCAGUCUCUCUCAUCGACUUCUCUGACGCCCACAACGCCCCUAUCCAAAACGCCUGGGAUCCCGUAGGUCGUGCUCUCUGGGCCCAGGUCAUCGCCCCUAUCUUGGCCACUGAUACGGCCGAUCUUGACCUUGCAACCCACGUUACCAGCCUUGCCUGGGGCGUCGCACGCUCUCUUCGAGGUCGACCCAACACACCCUUUACCGAGGAGCACCGCCGCUUCAUCGCUCUAUACCAAGCCACAAAGGGCUCGCCCGCCGCACAGAAUUUGGAGGAUCCCUUCCAAUCUCUCAGCGUCAAGUGCAUUGGUGUCCUCGGACAACUCGCUCUCGAGCCCGCGCCCGUUGGCCGAAACCGCGACAUUGGUAUUUUCUUGAUCACUCUCCUCGCUGGUCUGCCUGAAACACCUACUGCUGAUGCAGUCGAAGCUCUCAACCAGAUUUUCGACAUUUACGCCGAUGAGAGCUACUCUUACGAGAAGGAAGUUUUCUGGAAGAACGACUUCUUGAAGCACCUAGACGAUGCCCUUCCCAAGGUGCGCUCCAUGGUAAAGGCCAUCGACAAGCGUGCCGGCAGUGAGUUACGCUUGCGUGCUGAUGAGGCCGUGUUGAACUUGAAUCGUUUCUUGACUUAUAAGCAAAAGAACAAGCCAGAGGCGUAA
Molecule: messenger RNA, 1968 nt
Organism: Fusarium venenatum
Lineage: Eukaryota; Fungi; Ascomycota; Sordariomycetes; Hypocreales; Nectriaceae
Biological process (GO): ribosomal large subunit biogenesis; protein import into nucleus
Source: RefSeq, a predicted model, not a curated record